Molecule: messenger RNA, 1394 nt
Organism: Saccostrea cuccullata (small rock oyster)
Lineage: Eukaryota; Metazoa; Mollusca; Bivalvia; Ostreida; Ostreidae
Product: atrial natriuretic peptide receptor 3-like
Exons: 6
Coding region: 183-1394 (403 amino acids)
Biological process (GO): signal transduction
Cellular component (GO): membrane
Molecular function (GO): signaling receptor activity; peptide hormone binding
Source: RefSeq, a predicted model, not a curated record
CCUUGUUUAUUAUUGCUGGUUAUGAUUAGUAGUGACGGGCAUAUGAAUAUUCAGCAUUCUGUGUUAAGAACAGAUUAUUUAAAAAAAACAUUCAACGGCGGAUCGCUUUCAAUCCUGGUUCUUUAAUUAGUCAAUAAUUUGUGAAACAAGAGUCCAUUAACUUUUUGAAGAAUUAUUACAUCAUGAAACUGCUAUGUCUUCUGACCAUUAUCUAUUCGGCUGUGAGGUGCGAUAUGGAGGUCAAUAUAGCGGUUUUGCUGCCAAACAUCACGCGAUACCCUUUCUCUGUAGAUAAACUGCUUCCGGCACUAGAAAUAGGGAUUGCAUAUGUCCGGUAUACUUUACCUCCCAAUGUUAACUUUAACGUCAGGUAUGCAGACACCAAGUUUGACACGACUGUCGGGGUGGCCAAGGGGAUCCUCCUUCAUCAAGAGGAAACCGUCCACGCCUUCUUUGGUCCCGUGUGUGACUACGCCGUGGCCCAACUUUCUAGAAUGGCCAAGUAUUGGAAUAUCCCACUCAUUUCUGUGGGAGCCAUGGCGUCUGAUUUUAUGAAGUAUAGAAAACAGGAUUACUCUAGUUUAAUACGCGCUGGUCCUGUGAAUUUUAACAAUGUUGCCGAGUAUAUUAAAAUUUUAAUGGACUUUUUCUCUUGGAAAAAAAUGAAAAUUAUUUCUAAAGGAAAGGGAGAGGAUUUGUAUGAAGAUUAUUGCUCCCUCCUGAGUAAAGCUGUGCACGACUAUCUAAACUCGGACAGUUCAAAUAUUACCAGCGAUUCCUUCAUCUUAGAUACAGGGGUCAAUCUAGAAGAUUUACUUGUGAAUGAGAUUGGAAAUUCUUAUGGAGUUGUGUUGCUUUGUGCCCCCAGUGAUAUUGUGAGGAACAUAAUGAUUACUGCCGACGAACUCGGUUUUGAUAAUGGUGAAUAUGUCUUCCUCAACAUUGACUUCUUUAGUAGUCAAGGGGAAAGUGGAAAACCUUGGUAUAGGGAGAACGACAGUCUAGAGCGGAACAGGAAGGCUAAGAAAGCUUACGAGGCCCUGAUGACGAUAUCGAUCAGGAAACCUACAAGCCUCGCCUACAGAAGUUUCUCAAACGAAGUUAAAAGUCAAGCUGAAUACGGUAGCUUCGGCGAGGAGGAGGUGAACAGUUUUGUGGGCGCCUUUCACGACUCCUUUAUACUAUAUGCUCUCGCCUUAAAGGAGACUUUCGCCAAUAACGGUUCCAUAACUAACGGGACAGAAAUGAUUGAAAGGAUGACGAAUAGAUCAUUUCAAGGUAUUACCGGUACUGUUAGCAUUGACGUUAAUGGAAACAGAAGUUCCGAUUUUUCUCUUCUAGACUUGGACCCGGUGUCAGGAAAUUUUGAGGCAAGUAUAUCAAGCCUAAUAUGA